Molecule: messenger RNA, 405 nt
Organism: Dipodomys ordii (Ord's kangaroo rat)
Lineage: Eukaryota; Metazoa; Chordata; Mammalia; Rodentia; Heteromyidae
Gene: Mrln
Product: myoregulin
Exons: 2
Coding region: 160-300 (46 amino acids)
Source: RefSeq, a predicted model, not a curated record
ACCUCUUAAUGUGCUUUCACACAGGACACCACCUGUGUUGGAUGCACUUUGGUCUAGCAAGAGCAGAGGGAGAAAACAAAAAGAAUCUCCCCCACCCCUUAGAGGAGCCGAGUUACCUACCACCACCUGAAAUUCAUUCAGGGAACAGGAGUUCUGAAUAUGACUGGUAAAAAUUGGAUAUUAAUUUCUACAACCACUCCUCAAAGUUUGGAAGAUGAAAUAGUUGGAAGACUUCUGAAAAUUUUGUUUGUUUUAUUUGUUGACUUAAUGACUAUUAUGUAUGUUGUUAUAACUUCUUAGGAAGUUUGACUUCCUUUCCAUGUACAUUUCAAACUGAACUCCAGUGAAUAAAAGUUUGUAUGUUGAGUGACUUCACUUUGCUGAUGUCACCAACUUAUUCAGGAA